Molecule: messenger RNA, 354 nt
Organism: Populus nigra (black poplar)
Lineage: Eukaryota; Viridiplantae; Streptophyta; Magnoliopsida; Malpighiales; Salicaceae
Exons: 2
Coding region: 1-354 (117 amino acids)
Source: RefSeq, a predicted model, not a curated record
AUGGCACCUGAAAUGAUCCCUGUUAGGCGAUCAGAAGAUCGAUGCCGAAGUGGAAUACCUGCUCUGCAGUUGAGGAACCGGAUCUCAGCACUUCUGGUUGACAGUGACAGGUCUUCUCAGAUAGCACAGUCGAGCUUUCUUCGAUAUUAUGGUGUUGACACCCAGACUGCUAGCAAUGGCUAUCAGGUAUAUGCGUGCCAGGGCAUAAAUUGUAAGAUCAUAGGCAUGACUGGUUGCUGGUGUGAAAUGCAUGAGCAAGCAAUUCUUGAUGCUGGGGCUAAUAAAGCAAUUGAGAAGCCAUUCUUCCCAGCGACCCUGUUGCCGAUUCUGAGGGAGCUUGAUGAUGAACUUUAA